AUGCAUCGUCUUUUUGCUGAGCUGGAGCCAUCUUUAAUCGUCACAGAGCAAAACCUGGCAGACCGAGUUCGGUAUAUCUUGCGCUCAAAUAUAUUUGAUGUCGCCGAACUCGAACGGCUACGACGUGAGGCUGUUCCCUCGUCGGAUGAGAAUGCUACGGCUGAGGAUGCGGCGCCACAAAUGGUAGAGCAACCCGCAAACGUGGAUGCCGCCGUGAAUACCCCAGUUGUGGUUGAUUCAAACGAUGAUGGAACAGUCGCCCAGGAACUGGAAUUAGAGCAUAUGAGGAGUAUAUUGGAAGAGGCGAUUGUGGAAACGCGCAGUACGCCUCUCGAAAAUCGACCGCGACUUCCCCGCAUAGCCCUAAGCAAGCGGAAUCGGGCUGUCGUGAGGGCUCUGAACCCAAUGCUGGUUACCUAUUUGGAAGCCAGCCGGGACCUUUGCGAGACGGACUCAAUUCUUUUUGGCGCCGCGCUGGCAGUCUGCCGUAUCAUAGGCGCCAAGGUUUCCACGGCUGGACGCGCUACUGGCCAUAGUAGCGCUAUCCCAGCAUGGAGAAGAAGAAUUGAGGAACGUAUCGCAAAGGCUAGAGCUCUCAUCGGCAGACUGAUAUGCUUCAGAUCAGGCAACAACAGGCCAAGAAUUGUGCGCACCGUCAGGAUGGCGUUUGCUGGGACAAAUGUCAGUUUGUCCCAGCCGGAUAUAACGCAAAAACUGACGGAGCGCAUAGAUGAUCUGAAGCAGAGAAUCGCUGCUUGGGGAAAGCGGAUUCGGCGAUAUACCGAGAGGUCGACACGGUUCAACCAGAAUCGUCUCUUCCAGAGUGAUCAGAAGAGGCUCUAUGAAUCAUUGGAGCGACCAAUGGUAAGUGGAACGGGUCCAGCACCGAAUCAGGCCGACACUGUAGCAUUCUGGCGCGGCCUGUGGUCAGAGCCCGUAAACCACAGCGAGGGCCCUUGGACGGAAGUUGUGGCGAGUCAGUGUGCGGGUAUUACGCCCAUGGACCCCGUCAUCAUAACGCCGGAUGACGUAGCUGAGGCGGUUCGUAGGGCCCCGAACUGGAAAAGUCCGGGGCUUGACGGGCUGCAUCACUACUGGCUGAAGGGGUUCAUGGUGUGUCACUCUGUGCUCGCCCGACAGUUUCAAGAGGCUCUCAACCAGAAGUCGCUCCCAAGCCUCUUCACUACUGGGAUCACUCAUUUAGUUCCUAAAGACCAGGCUGAGGCGGUCCGUAGAGCCCCGAACUGGAAAAGUCCGGGACUCGACGGACUGCAUCACUACUGGCUGAAGGGGUUAUGGUGUGUCACGCUGUGCUCGCCCGUCAGUUUCAAGAGGCUCUCAACCAGAAGUCGCUCCCUAGCCUCUUCACUACUGGGAUCACUAUUUGGUUCCUAA
Parnassius apollo (apollo) is the source of this 1395-nucleotide messenger RNA. Lineage: Eukaryota; Metazoa; Arthropoda; Insecta; Lepidoptera; Papilionidae. The record is from the annotation of a GenBank genome assembly.